Molecule: messenger RNA, 864 nt
Organism: Cydia amplana
Lineage: Eukaryota; Metazoa; Arthropoda; Insecta; Lepidoptera; Tortricidae
Gene: mRpL9
Product: large ribosomal subunit protein bL9m
Exons: 5
Coding region: 45-803 (252 amino acids)
Biological process (GO): translation
Cellular component (GO): ribosome; mitochondrion
Molecular function (GO): structural constituent of ribosome
Source: RefSeq, a predicted model, not a curated record
AAAACAAAUAGCGAAGCUGAUUUAAUAGUAUAAAUUGUGCUACCAUGUUAGGGAUACGUUCUUUUCUAAACAACAUAGUUAAUGCACAGACUGUGCUGACGCAGCAAACAAGAACAACAUUUGUAUUGAAGAGGAGAUGGCCACCACCAUUGUACAAGAAAAAUGGCAAACCGACAAAGCUGAGGGGCCGUCACUUCGUGUACGAUUUGGUUGAAGACAAAAAUGUCGUCAAACAGCAUGAUAUGAAAGUUAUUUUGAAUCAGUACGUCGAAGGUAUUGGUAACGCUGGUGAUGUCCUCACCUUAAGACCCAAUGAGGCCUACAGAGAUUAUUUGAUGCCAGGCCUAGCGGUGUAUUUUAAUCCCAAGAACAUGGAGCAAUACAAAGUUGAUGAAAACAAACCUAAAACUGAAGAGACCUUCAGUUCUCCUUAUGUGCAAAGGACUAUUAGCUGUCUUUCCCGGCUGGUUCUACAAAUCACAAUGAACAAACGAGAACCCUGGACUCUAGAGCCAUGGCAUGUAAAGGCAUCAUUUAGAAAGGCAGGCUUCGUGGUCCCUGAACACGCCAUCACAAUGCCUCCAGGCAAAAUUAGUGGGCCUGACAUGUCACUACAAGAAAAGGAAUUUUAUGUGACUAUUACAAUUAAUAAAAAAGAGACAGUCAAUGUGCGGUGCAGAAUUCACCACUGGGCUACAGGGCUAGACAGACUUCCUUGGGUAGAAAACCAUUGGAAGAAACCUGUAGAACCACUCUUUCCUGCGCAAGCUGAAGUGCUGCAAAGCAUGCCUCUUCCAGAAUAAAUCAAGUUCAUGACUUCAUGAGCUACUGUAGUCAUAAUGCAAUACAAAACUAGAACAGUAA